AUGUCCAACCCCAAUGCGUCUCUCGUCUUAGUUCCGAGCCGAACCAUUCCUUAUGAGCCGUCUUUCAUCGUCAAGUUUCUCUCGUGUUUCGCUGUCGUCGCUUUCGUAAACGCAGUCAUGCUCGUCCAAGAAGCUGAGAGGUCUUACAACGAGGCGCACAUCGACGAUGCGGAGAGAUUUGAAGAUGCCGAGGACAGCAACGACGAAGAUGAUGAAGAAGAUGAAUAUGAAGAGCACGGCGAGCAGCCGGAAGAAGUGGAGGUCGAGGAGGGAGCCGCUUACGAAAUUCGUUCAACGCAGAUCAACAUUCACAUACACCGGGGUGGAAGCAUGUACAUCAACAUGAUGCAGGGUGGAACGUUGCAUGUUAAUGUUUUCGGGGAGGUGGAAGGCUUGGAGUGGGAAUGGCGAUAG
Molecule: messenger RNA, 414 nt
Organism: Alternaria arbusti
Lineage: Eukaryota; Fungi; Ascomycota; Dothideomycetes; Pleosporales; Pleosporaceae
Exons: 2
Coding region: 1-414 (137 amino acids)
Source: RefSeq, a predicted model, not a curated record